UAACGGAGAAGUGAAUGAUGAAAUGUCUGAUUUGGAAAACCAUUCUAGUGAUGAGGACGAAGAUAAUGUAGAUAUUGUGAUAAGAGCUGAUGUACAGAAUCACAGAGAUAACGAACCGUGCGAUGUUAACGAAAGAACUCCAUUAUAUGAAGGCAGCGAUAUAUCGAAGGAAGAGAGUAAGUUGCUGAUCUUAAGCUUUUUGGCACGAUAUAAUUUACCGGAUAUUGCCCUCAACAAACUUCUUGAGUUAGUUAAUUGUCAUUUACCGGCUAAUGCGCACUGGCACCUUUCUAAAUUUCAAUUGUUAAAGAAAUUUCGAUCUGAAGAUGUCAAAGUGUAUUAUUACUGUCCACAAUGCGAAAACACUAUUAUCAACUUUGGUGCUAUACACAGGAAAAAUUGUGAGGAAUGUGGAUAUAUUUGUUACGAAGCUAAGCUAAAAGAAGCUCGAAAUUACUUUCUUCAUCUUCCACUGAAGAAUCAAAUUUCUUAAUUGCUAUUAGAGAAUGAGCGUGUGUAUCAGU
Solenopsis invicta (red fire ant) is the source of this 524-nucleotide messenger RNA. RefSeq lists its product as uncharacterized. The coding region runs from base 23 to 493 and encodes 156 amino acids. The transcript is spliced from 2 exons. NCBI's taxonomy places the organism in Eukaryota, Metazoa, Arthropoda, Insecta, Hymenoptera, Formicidae. The record is from RefSeq and is a predicted model, not a curated record.